AUGUCCCACAAAGCCGCAUUCGAAGCAUUAGAUGUCACCAUGAAAGACCUCAGACGGAACAAUGACAGAAUGGGAGGCGUCGUAAUGGUUUUGGCAGGCGAUUUUCGACAGACGCUACCAGUUAUUCCGCGUGGAACGAGGGCAGAUGAAAUGCAGGCCUGCAUAAAAUCUUCUUACAUCUGGAAUGGCAUUCAAACACUUGGAUUAUCGACUAACAUGCGAGUUCAUCUCAACGGUGAUCCCUCUGCCCAGCAGUUUGCAGAUAAUCUACUGAAACUAGGAAAUGGAGCCCUUACUUCAGAAAAUGAAGAUGGAUAUGUAGCGAUGCAAGGCAUUGGAAGGAUUGUGACUACUGAAGAAGAACUGAAAGAGGCUGUGUUUCCGAAUGUGAUUCACACCACUUCACUGAUCACGCAUGGCUGUGCGAAAGAGCAAUUCUUGCCCCAACAAACGAAGCCGUCAGUGUUAUCAACAAGGAACUUUUACAGAACUUACCCGGAACUCUUCAUAUUUACAAAUCUAUAG
This is a messenger RNA of Stegodyphus dumicola, 525 nucleotides long. Its product is annotated as ATP-dependent DNA helicase PIF1-like. Gene Ontology annotation, molecular function: DNA helicase activity. Gene Ontology annotation, biological process: telomere maintenance; DNA repair. NCBI's taxonomy places the organism in Eukaryota, Metazoa, Arthropoda, Arachnida, Araneae, Eresidae. The record is from RefSeq and is a predicted model, not a curated record.